This is a messenger RNA of Colossoma macropomum (tambaqui), 3164 nucleotides long. RefSeq names its product pyruvate dehydrogenase kinase, isozyme 4 (gene pdk4). Gene Ontology annotation, molecular function: pyruvate dehydrogenase (acetyl-transferring) kinase activity. Lineage: Eukaryota; Metazoa; Chordata; Actinopteri; Characiformes; Serrasalmidae. The transcript is spliced from 11 exons. Gene Ontology annotation, cellular component: mitochondrion. The coding region runs from base 599 to 1852 and encodes 417 amino acids. The record is from RefSeq and is a predicted model, not a curated record. Gene Ontology annotation, biological process: regulation of glucose metabolic process; protein phosphorylation.
AGACUGCACGUCUUCAUAUAGAUGUAUAAAUUACAGAUCUCAGGAACACGAGGGCUCCGUUCGCGAUUCUAACCGCAAACAACGCGCGUUAAACAGGCAUUAGGGCAAAUAUAUGCGUUUAUUAAUGUGAACCACGGGAAUAUUGAUGAAAUAAAUACAUCGGUGCUCAAACAAGAGAAGAGAUAGCUUUGUUUUUCUCUGUUCUGCGUUACUACAUCUAUGCAGAUCGGAGCGGGACCAGACCCCCUCCUCCCUCCCUCACUCAGCUGGUCAGUUGGCGGAGGCAAUGUCAAACUGAACACAAACAUUUGGGGACGACCACCUCAUCUUUGGACCUUUGCCGCCAAAUCCUGAAUAUGGACUCUAGGAGAAGAUAGUGGGACGCUGGCUCGUUGACUCGACAGUGGACACUGAUUUCUGUGGCUAAGCAGCAGCUCGUGCGCUCUGUACAGUAGAGAGUCUCACUCGCUUCACUGUUAUUGACAGUUAAGGGGCUAUGCUAGUAUGCUAAUCACAGGUUAGCCCUCUGAGCGUUGGGGAUAAACAGUGGACGUCUCGAGUCAUUUCACCUUCACUUGGCUUUGGCUUUGAAUUCAAAAUGAAAUUCGCGCACAUUUUGUUGAAGAACACUUUUAACAUACCGAAACAAGUGGACAGGUUUUCUAAGUUUUCUCCGUCGCCGCUUUCAAUGAAGCAGUUUAUAGAUUUUGGUUCUGCCAAUGCCUGUGAGAAGACCUCCUUUACAUUUCUCCGUCAGGAGCUUCCCGUCAGGUUGGCCAACAUCAUGAAAGAGAUAGACUUCCUCCCUGACAAGCUCAUCAGCACCCCAUCCGUACAGUUACUGCACAGCUGGUAUGCACAGAGUCUGAUGGAGAUUGUGGACUUUCUGGAAAAAGAUCCUGAUGAUAAAAAGGUUUUGAACAUGUUCACAGAGACUCUGAUUAACGUGAGGAACAGGCACAAUAAUGUGGUACCCACAAUGGCUCAGGGGGUGGUGGAGUACAAGGAGACUUUUGGUGUGGAUCCAGUAACCAACCAGAACGUGCAGUACUUCCUGGACCGCUUCUACACAAGCCGCAUCUCGACCCGCAUGCUCAUCAACCAGCAUACACUGAUCUUCAGUGGCAGCACUAACCCAGUCCACCCAAAGCAUAUUGGCAGUAUCGACCCAAACUGUGAUGCAGUCGAGGUGGUAAGAGAUGCUUAUGAGAGUGCCAAGAUGCUGUGUGAUCAGUAUUACCUGACCUCGCCAGAAGUGGAGAUCAAACAAGUAAACUCUGUGGAACCCAAUGAACCUAUUAGUAUUGUCUAUGUGCCUUCUCAUCUUUAUCACAUGCUCUUUGAGCUCUUUAAGAAUGCAAUGAGAGCGACUGUAGAAACCCAUGAGAACAGCACUCAUCUUCCACCAAUCAAAGUACGAGUUUCUUUGGGAGGUGAAGACCUGACCAUAAAGAUGUCAGACAGAGGAGGUGGCGUCCCAUUGAGGAAAAUUGAACGUCUGUUUAGUUAUAUGUAUUCCACAGCGCCAAGUCCAGUGAAUGACAAUGCUCGCAAUGCUCCCCUGGCGGGCUUCGGUUAUGGGCUUCCCAUCUCUCGCCUUUACGCCAAGUACUUUCAAGGAGACCUCCAGCUCUACUCUAUGGAGGGAUAUGGAACAUCAGCUGUCAUUUAUUUGAAGGCCUUAUCCUCGGAAUCUGUGGAGAGGCUGCCAGUUUUCAACAGGUCAGCUUUAAGGCAUUACCAAACGAGCACAGAGGCAGACGACUGGUGCAUCCCAAGCAGUGAACCCAAGAAACUGGGAAAGUACGAUUAUAAUGUGCAAGAGGUGAGAACUGAGGGGAAGCUGAACUGAUGGGAUAAAACAGGAUGAUGAAUUCCCAGUUAGAACCAGCGCAUUCACUGCUGUUCAUGCAUUUUCACCAAAUCCCAGUUUGCUGCCUUCAUGAUACAGUGUGAAAAGGGGCAUUUGUGAUUUGAGUGUGUCAAACAUUGCUUUGUCACAUUUUUUUGCAAAAUUGUAAUAAGCUUAUUACUUUCUUUGUGGAAAUCAGCUGUAUCAGUUCAAUGUACUGAACAAAAUGGAAUCUAACCAACAAAGGUUUUCUCCCCAUAUGUGAACGUGUUCAUACGUCAUUAGACAAAAUAAUGACUAAUCAGCUAUAGCAUUUGAAUUGCCAACUCAAUUUAAGUGCUCUUUAGUUGGUUGGGCCAAGCUUUGUAUAUAUGUCUUUAAAAAUAUCCCCUGAUGUUGAAGUCCCCAGUGUACAAGCUAAACUAAAAUAAUAAACAACUGAAGUUAUGCUAAGUAGCAAACAAUAGAUGUAAUGCAACAUUGCAUUACAGACUGUAAGCAGCAAUGACUGUGCAUGCCACUCAUUGAAAAUACCUUAGGAAUAGCAGGGCAUAUACUUUUACAAUGUACUGUAUGGUUCCUUUAUCAAGGAUUGGAACGUAGUACGUAGUAGUUUUAAAAUGUACUGUUCAGCACUCCAUUUUGUCAUGUUUUUAGAAUCUAAAACUGUAAAUGUGGCCAACUAAACUUAACUGUUUAUGUACAGUGUCAUUGUCAUUCGAGAAGGCUGUAUGACUGUGUGUACACAAUCUAAAGACAGAACAACAAGCCAGAGUAACACCUAGUGAGACUGAUGUUGAACUACUUGAUUGAUGCAUGAAUGUGGACAUUGUGUCUGAAUUUGUUUUGAACAGCAAACUGACAAAAGAGGCUUUUGUUCAAUUUCUAGCAUCUGUCUGCUUGGUAUAACCAAGUCACGAUGUAAACAAAUCAGUAGUGUUAAAUAUGUCACCAGCUUUGCUUAAAUAUGUUAGCAUAAAUUAAACUGUUCUUUUUUCAAAAGAACAGUAUGGGGCCCUAAUGUGAACAGUUUUUGUCACUGUUUGCACCGGAAAUGUCCAAGAACAACAGGGCACAACAACUUUGACACAACAGUUUGAUUGUGUCAAAAUUCAAAUGACACAAAAGUUUACAAAAUUCCAUAAAUAUAUAAUUUAAAGUGUUAUAUUAACAGUUAUUGAAUAACUGCUGCAAUGUCAUCUUUCAUUACCAGCACUCCACCUAACAUAUAGGCCUGUAAUUUGUCUAUUACACCUCUUUACCAGGAAUUAACAAUGACAAAAGGACAAAAUUGUUUUUGCUUUUUAUUUUU